Messenger RNA from Paramisgurnus dabryanus, 2461 nucleotides. It is a transcript of the gene ggt5a, whose product is annotated as gamma-glutamyltransferase 5a. Gene Ontology annotation, molecular function: glutathione gamma-glutamate hydrolase; leukotriene-C(4) hydrolase activity. The record is from RefSeq and is a predicted model, not a curated record. Gene Ontology annotation, biological process: inflammatory response; glutathione catabolic process; leukotriene D4 biosynthetic process. Gene Ontology annotation, cellular component: plasma membrane. Lineage: Eukaryota; Metazoa; Chordata; Actinopteri; Cypriniformes; Cobitidae.
GUGAAUGCACAACACGAUCCAAUUUAAACACGACAUGUACGCUUAAUGAUGUGUUACAUACUGAAAGGGGAGGGCUGUACUGCACUGUACUUUGGGAGUUAAACGAUAAACCCAACGAUAUAGAGUUGUGUCUGCUUUUGGUCGGGUAAAAAUGGCUAGACGAAAAGAAAGGGUUUGCUUGUUUAUAUUCCUGGCGAUAUGUGUUUUUAUCGUAGUUAUUGUCAUUAUUAUGCGUGGCUUAAGAGACCGGUGCUCCGACGGACUUUACAAGCAUGCAGCAGUCGCGGCGGAUUCAGAGACCUGUUCAAAAAUCGGCCGAGAUAUACUGCAGUCAGGCGGAUCAGCGGUAGAUGGCGCCAUUGCUACUUUGCUGUGCACGUCAAUUAUAAAUCCUCAGAGUAUGGGCAUUGGUGGAGGAUCUAUAUUCACAAUAAUGGAGAAAGGAGGCAAAGUGAGAAUCAUCAGUUGCAGAGAAACUGUCCCAAAAGUUGUUAAGUCGAACCUUCUUGCAGAAUGUUCAGGAACGUUCCAGCCAAUGUCAGGUGCUCAAUGGAUUGGCGUUCCCAUUGAGAUUCGUGGCUAUGAGCGAGCUCAUAAACUUUAUGGACGCCUGCCGUGGGCCAGUUUAUUUGAGCCCACUAUAAAGAUGGCUAGAGAGGGUGUCCCUGUCGGAGAUGUGCUCGCCCGAUUUCUGCCGGUUCUUUUAAAGGAGAACCCAGAAUCACCCCUACGGCAGUUAUUCCAAAAUGAACAAGGGAAACUGUUAGAAAAGGGAGACAUUGUCAGAUUUGAGAAACUAGCAGAUACUUAUGAGACUAUUGCAAAACAUGGAGCAGAUGCUUUCUAUGCUGGAGACACUGGAAAAGACUUAGUGAGUGAUAUACAAGCAGCAGGUGGGACAAUUUCUAUGGAGGACUUGAAGUCUUCCAAGGUGUACGAAUCAGAUGCCCGGGAAGUCACUUUAGGACAUUAUGACAUGUACUUCCCGCCUCCACCAGCAGGGGGUGCUAUACUUAGCUUCAUACUCAACAUCAUGCUAGGUUAUAACCUAAGCCCAGAAUCUCUGCAAGGAAAAGAAAAAAAUUUAACAUACCACCGUUAUGUAGAAACCGGUAAAUUUGCCAACGGACUCAAAAAGUUCAUAAAAGAUCCCAACUUUUCUUCACAAACGGAAGCGGUCGAGAUUACUCAGAAGCAUUUUGCUGACAAAGUGAGAGCAAAAAUCAACCCUGACCGCACUCAUGAUAUCAGCUACUACAACGUGACUCCAUUCCUAGAUUCACACGGCACGACUCAUGUGUCUGUGCUGGCUGAAGAUGGUAUGGCCGUGUCUGUGACCAGCACUAUUAACUACAUAUUUGGAUCCAGAGUUUUCUCACCCAAAACAGGCAUCCUCCUCAACAAUGAACUCGUGGACUUCUGUGGAAAAUCAGAUCAACUUUAUCCUGGGGAGCAGCCACCUUCCUCCAUGUCUCCAGUAAUCCUAUAUUCCCCAUCUGAGAAGCACACAGUGGUCAUAGGGGCAUCAGGGGGAGGCAUGAUAACAACUGGUCUGGCACUGACCCUUAUGAACUUCCUGUGGUUUGGCAAGAACCUUGAAGAUUCAAUCGCUGCCCCUGUGGUGUUUGUGGACUCCAAAAACGUUCUCAACUUUGAGCCCUCCUUUGACAAGGAAGUCGUAGAGGCACUUAACAAGACUGGACACAAGCUUAAAUUCCCACAGAUAUUUUAUAACGUGGUUAAUGCAGUAUCAAAGGAAAACAACUGCAUUGAGGCCGUAUCUGACUUAAGGAAAAUGGGAAAAGCUGCAGGCUACUGACCUGAAGUGCAGCUGGAGACUCAUAUACUCCGCUUGAUCCAUCUAUAGUACUCGCUGUUUGGAGUAUGUGAUGUUUGAAUAAGUACAAUGCAAGCAUUAUUUUUGGUGAUUUACUGUUUUCCACAUAAAAUCAUCUUACAUAAUGCAAAGAACAUUCUGUGGAAACCUUGAUAUCUUUAAUAUUGACUGAGUAAGGUCAUAACAACAAUUGAAGUAAAUGACUGAGAGACUUUAGCCUGGAUUACAUAUUGAUAUACUUCCCAUACAGAUCACAUACAUUUGACAUAUUGUGUAAAAUUUGAAUGGAAGUACUCACACACAUGUAUAUACUGUAUAUGUAGUACUGUCUAUAUAUAAAGUAGGCAAAUGUUAGUUUUUUUAAUAGUUUGCAACAGUGCUUAUAGGGAGAAAUUAAAACAUACUUGAAAGCAGUGUUUGAGUUUUUACACUCGCCAUAUUGUCUGGGUAAUUUAAAUUUUUGUGCAGUCUAGCUGAGCAGACUAAUUUGUCAUUUUUUUUAAGCUGUGACAGUGACAGUAAUAUCUGCCUCCAAUGUUUCUCCUCAGCAGGUAUAAUAAUAAGAUAAUUUCUUUCCUAAUUUUUGUUGUUAUGAAAGAGCUAGAAGACAUGAAGCAGCCUUUA